ACGAUGAGUGAUGCAAUGGACCUGGAUGCGCCCCGCGGCGCCAAGCGGAAAGCCGAUGCUCUAAACGAGACGCCAGUUCCCCGCCGGAUCAAGGCCCUCGAUCAAGACGUCGUCAACAAGAUUGCCGCCGGAGAGAUCAUUGUCGCUCCGGUCCACGCGUUGAAGGAGCUGAUUGAGAAUGCCGUGGACGCAGGCUCCACAUCCAUCGAAGUUCUGGUGAAAGAUGGCGGCCUGAAGCUGCUGCAAAUCACCGACAACGGCUCGGGCAUUGAUAAGGAGGACUUGCCGAUUCUGUGCGAGCGCUUCACUACGUCCAAGUUGCAAAAAUUCGAGGACCUCCAAACCAUCGCCACCUACGGGUUUCGCGGCGAGGCCCUGGCCAGCAUCAGCCAUAUUGCCCAUCUCACAGUGACCACCAAAACUCGCGAGUCGAACUGCGCCUGGCGAGCCUACUAUGACGGCGGGAAGCUGGUGCCUGCCAAGCCUGGUCAGUCGCCGGACCCGAAGCCUGUGGCCGGCCGGCAAGGUACCCAGGUCACGGUCGAGGACCUGUUCUAUAACGUCCCGACCCGUCGACGAGCCUUCCGCUCACCUUCGGACGAGUACAACAAGAUCAUCGACAUGGUAGGCCGCUACGCCGUUCACUGCUCCAAUGUUGCCUUUUCCUGCAAGAAGCAUGGCGAGUCCUCAACGAGCAUCGCCGUCCAGGCGAGCACUUCGUGCCACGACAGAAUCCGUCAGAUAUACGGAGGCGGCAUUGCGAGCGAACUCACCGAGCUCUCCACGUCCGAUGACCGCUGGGCGUUCAAGGCCAAGGGGCUCGCCACCAAUGCCAACUACAGUACCAAAAAGACGACCAUCCUUCUGUUCAUCAACCACAGGUGUGUGGAGUCGUCCAACAUCCGAAAAGCCAUCGAGCAGACAUACUCGGCUUUUCUUCCCAAGGGCGGGCACCCCUUUGUAUACCUGAGCCUCGAAAUUGACCCGCGCAGGGUAGACGUCAACGUCCAUCCCACAAAGCGCGAGGUCAACUUUCUGAACGAAGACGAGAUCAUUCAAGCCAUCUGCGAGCACAUUCGCGCCAAGCUCGCUGCGGUGGACGCCAGUCGGACCUUUGUGACGCAGACCCUUCUGCCGGGCAGCACCUGGUCAGGCCUGGCCCCGGACUCUCAACAACAGUCAGCAGCGGCCGCCGCUUCUAAGGCAAGCGGCGGCGGCGGCGGCAGCGCUCGAAAGACCCCCGCGCGGCCCAACGAAAACAGUCUCGUCCGGACCGACGCCAAUCUGCGCAAGAUCACCAGCAUGCUAGCCCCUGCCGCUGCGGGGGCGGCGGCCGGCGGCGGCGGCGGUGGCCAGCCGCUCGAUCCCCGGGCCGACGCUGAUGUGAUGGAGUACGAGACGGUCGACCGCGAGGUCACCGCUUGUCGCCUGAUCAGCAUCCGCGAGCUGCGGGCCGCCGUGCGCGAAGAUAUGCACCAGGAGCUGACCGAGAUCUUUGCCAACCACACAUUUGUCGGCAUCGUCGACGAACGUCGUCGCCUCGCGGCCAUCCAGGGCGGUGUCAAGCUGUACCUGGUCGACUACGGCCGCGUCUGCUUCGAAUACUUUUACCAGCUGGGGCUGACCGACUUUGGCAACUUUGGCGUCAUCCGCUUCAGCCCUCCGCUCGACCUCAGGGAGCUGCUCACCCUGGCUGCGCAGCAAGAGAAGGACGCCGCCGUUGCCGCCGCCGCCGCCACCACCGGCGGGGACGGGGACGGGGGCGAGGACGAAGACUUUGACGUCCCCGAGAUCGUCGGCCUCGUCGCCGAGCAACUGAUUGAGCGGCGCGAGAUGCUGCUCGAGUACUUCUCUCUCGACAUCUCGCCCGCGGGAGAGCUGCUCGGCAUCCCCCUGCUCGUCAAGGGCUACACUCCAGCCCUCGUCAAGCUCCCGCGCUUCCUCCUACGGCUGGGCCCGCACGUCGACUGGGCCGAAGAGAAGCCGUGCUUCGAGUCCCUGCUUAAAGAGAUCGCUGCCUUCUACGUGCCCGAACAGCUGCCUGCCACGCCCGGGAACGAAGACGGGGGAGCUGCGGCACAGGAGAGGGAAAUUGACGACGAGAUCAAGGCCCGCCGUAGCCACGUGCGUCGGGCGCUCGAGCACGUCCUCUUUCCGGCGUUCAAGUCCAGAUUGGUGGCUACCAAGUCGCUGAUGCAGGAUGGGAUCCUGGAGGUGGCCAACCUCAAGGGUCUGUAUCGCGUGUUUGAGCGGUGCUAGCAGCUGUUAUGUAUACAGUACCGUACAUAUAUAUAAUCCCGAACCCACCUUCAGGACGUGCACGCUUCCUGUGUACGUGACUAGGUAGCUU
Thermothelomyces thermophilus ATCC 42464 is the source of this 2350-nucleotide messenger RNA. RefSeq lists its product as uncharacterized. Gene Ontology annotation, cellular component: MutLalpha complex. Gene Ontology annotation, biological process: mismatch repair. The transcript has 3 exons. Bases 4 to 2259 code for a protein of 751 amino acids. The record is from RefSeq and is a predicted model, not a curated record. Gene Ontology annotation, molecular function: ATP-dependent DNA damage sensor activity; ATP hydrolysis activity; mismatched DNA binding. Lineage: Eukaryota; Fungi; Ascomycota; Sordariomycetes; Sordariales; Chaetomiaceae.